AUGCUAAUGAGGAACUGCAGCAUCUCGCUGCUCUUGGGACGUGACGGCGGAUAUCCUCCCGUCGCCUCGAACUGCCGUCGUGCCGCUCCCGCCUCGGCACGCCUGCGCCUGGCAGCCGGGCCUGCGCUGGUGCAGGGGCCGGGGGUCUCGUGGAUCCAUCCGGACGGGGUGGGCGUGCAGAUCGACACCAUCACCCCCGAGAUCCGCGCCCUCUACAACGUGCUGGCCAAGGUGAAGCGGGAGCGUGACGAAUACAAGCGCAGGUGGGAAGAGGAGUACACAUUUCGUGUCCAGCUUCAGGACCGAGUCACAGAGCUGCAGGAGGAAGCCCAGGAGGCUGAAGCAUGCCAGGAGGAACUGGCCAUGAAGGUGGAACAACUCAAGGCAGAGCUUGUUGUCUUCAAGGGACUGAUGAGUAAUAACAUCACAGAGCUGGACACCAAGAUCCAGGAGAAGGCCAUGAAGGUGGACAUGGACAUCUGCCGGCGCAUUGAUAUCACUGCCAAGCUAUGUGAUGUGGCACAGCAGCGGAACUGCGAGGACAUGAUCAAGAUGUUUCAGGUCCCAGCCUCGAUGGGGCGGAAGCGGGAGCGGAAGCAGGUCAGCGAUGAAGAUACUUCACUGUCAGAGAGCGAUGCCUCCAGAAAGCCUGAUGAGGAAGAAGAGGACGAGACCACAGCCAUGAGUAUCAAUGAGGAAAUGCAGAGGAUGCUGAACCAGCUGAGGGAAUAUGAUUUUGAAGAUGACUGUGACAGCCUCACGUGGGAGGAAACAGAAGAGACACUGCUCCUCUGGGAAGAUUUCUCUGGAUAUGCCAUUGCAGCUGCAGAGGUGCAGGGGGAGCAGCAAGAUGACAGCCUGGAGAAGGUGAUCAAAGACACAGAGUCGUUGUUCAAGAGUCGUGAGAAGGAGUACCAGGAAACCAUCGACCAAAUAGAGCUGGAGCUGGCCACGGCCAAGAAUGAUAUGAACCGGCACCUGCACGAGUACAUGGAGAUGUGCAGCAUGAAACGAGGUCUGGAUGUGCAGAUGGAGACUUGCCGGCGGCUCAUCACCCAGUCUGGGGACAGGAAGUCUCCUGCCUUCACCCCAGCCUCCACCAGUGAGUCAGCCCCCAAUGAGGAGAGUGAGGAGUCGGAUCGUGACCCCCCCAGUGAUGCUUCCAUCAGAUAAUGAGGGGAUGCCCUGUUCCCUCAGCCCCCCACUCCUGGCUGAGAGGUGUCUGAGCUGCGGCUGGGAGAGACUGUCAGGGACAUGGAGCCGCUGGUAAACAUUUGUUGCCCAGGCCCACCCCCACCUUGGGGCAUCUGGCAGAUCCCCUGCUACCAGUGUCUUGCAAAUGGCUAGGUAAACCUGUCCAGGCUGCUCACCUCCAGCCCCUUCUCUGUUCCUCUCCCCUGCUUUGGUUUAACCAUGGUUCAGGCAGGAUGGUCUCAAACUAGCCACAGCAGUGUUCUCCAGGGGCUGUUCCUAGGUCCUCCAAACACACCUCCUCCAGACUCUGUCCUGGCAUAUCCGACCUGCCCCUGACCCUCCUCGCGCCAUGCAGAAGCUGAACUCGAGUUGUACCUCCCUGCAAACUGGACCUGACCCUGGUGCCAACUGGACCGAGUUUGGGGCACUGGGGUGGCCCUGGAGCUGUGCCAGGCCCCACCACUCUCCCCUCCUUCAGAGCAGGGACCAAGUCCCGCUCACCAUGCACUUUGCUUUGCUGCGCGUCAGCAGCACAUUUGUUACGGAGACCAGGAAUCAUUAAACGGACAGAUGCCUUUUCUACAGCUCCUACAGGCGUGGGCUCUCAUUGGGCUGCAGCAGGUGAUGGCCUAUACUGCUGGAAGCAGGGCUCCAUUGCCCAUCCCCACACCAGGCCCGCUUCAGCGUGGCCUUCCUAGGGUGCUCCAUCCCUCAGAAGGUGCUGGUGAUGAGAUCCCUCUUCUGGCAGCUACAAGCCUUCAAAGGGCUGCAUGUAAUGCUGGUACUGCGUGGGCCAAGCUCCGGGCUAAAAAUAAAUGUGAACCCAAUUGUUUUAUCUGCA
Molecule: messenger RNA, 2035 nt
Organism: Meleagris gallopavo (turkey)
Lineage: Eukaryota; Metazoa; Chordata; Aves; Galliformes; Phasianidae
Gene: IFFO1
Product: intermediate filament family orphan 1
Source: RefSeq, a predicted model, not a curated record